AACUGUAAACAUAGACUGAUUUUUAAAAAACAUUACUAAGUACAAUAUACAAAUUCGUGGAGACGUGGUGAGGUGUAGAGUAGUUUGGGUUAUAUGCUGCUUAUUUGCAUAUAUUUCGGCAUAUAUAUUGCAUAUAUAUAACGAAAUCCAAAUUUUGUUAAAUCGCUAGCGUCUGGGCUGAUGUCUGAGUCUGAAUAAUUUAUACGUUACUAACUGACGACGCCGGUUAGGUAGAUAAAUGCCUGCAACGUAACUAACUAUCGACGCCGGAUAACUAGCGCACCCUCACAUCCAUGGACCAGAAGAUCCCUUAUGAUGAUUACCAGCUGCCGGUGGUGUUCCUGCCCUCCUAUGAGAAUCCACCAGCUUGGAUUCCCCCUCAGGAUCGCAUCCACCACCCAGACUACAACAACGAGCUGACUCAGUUCCUGCCUCGUACUGUGCUGUUGAAGAAGCCCCCGGGGGCGCAGCUGGGCUUUAACAUCCGUGGGGGGAAGGCCUCUCAGCUGGGCAUCUUCAUCUCCAAGGUGGUACCAGAAUCAGACGCCCACAGAGCCGGGCUCCAGGAAGGUGACCAGGUUCUCUCUGUCAAUGAGGUGGACUUUCAGGAUAUUGAGCAUUCCCGGGCGGUGGAGAUUCUCAAGACUGCGCGGGAAAUCCAGAUGAAGGUGCGAUUCUUCCCUUACAACUACCAGCGGCAGAAGGAGAGAACCGUCCACUAGACAGCCGCUGUGUGAAAGAGUUGCUUGGCCACACUGGAGUGGGGGCGGCCAUGUUUUCUGUCACACGGACACUGUGCACUUGCUAUCACUGUGGCAGUGAGCCACAUCUUCUAACUUGGGGUUAAGGUGCCUGUUUAGUUCAAUAAGUGUUUUUAAAAGAAACACUCUGAUUCAUCUGAAUUCUAUAUGUUGUUACUGCUGCCCUCUGCUGGCACCGAGCUGACCUGCAUCUACCUUAACAGACAUUUAACGAGCAGGAACGGCGAUGUGUAUAGACACAGGAAAGAAUUAGGCAUUACAUUUAUUUAGCAGAUGUUUAUAUCCACAGUGAGGUGAGCAAUGCUUGGGGGUCAUGGAGCCGGGGUCAGCUAGUGUCGCUGCAGCAGCUGGGGUUAAUGGCCUUGCUGUGCUGUUGUGAUGGGCAAAUGAAUUUUCCUGAACCAUUUCCUGCAUUUUCUGACCCCAUUGGAUGGUGCUCUCUGUACAUAAAAGGGCUCGAAGCAUGUCCCAAAGCAAGGGUGCCAUCUAGUGGGGUCAAAAAAUACAGCAAUUGUUUUAAGAAGCUUCAUCUGCCCAACAGUACUGUAAUGUAUCAGGAUGUUAGGCAAAGGUGGACCAGGAAUGUAAGGACCUCCUGUGAAGUGAGAACAUAUAGUCUGAAUCCAGAGAGACAAAAGAGGCUCCUGCAUGUUUGAGGACAGUACUGUGGUUAAGGUUGUGUAGUGUGUUUAGAGAGAGGGUUUGUGCAGAUUCCCGCAGCUGUGUGUAGCACUGCGGCGGCGUUUCCCCCUUUAUUAUUUAAAGAAAGAAAGGUCUGUUUUCCAUUCAGUUAUUGUAACGAUCAAACGAAAGGAAUAACCUGUGAAACCAUGUAACUUUCUCAUAGAGAGUAAGGCACCAGCUGGGAUCUUAAAUAAAGUCUGUUUGUUGCGAUA
This is a messenger RNA of Brienomyrus brachyistius, 1657 nucleotides long. It is a transcript of the gene pdzd11, whose product is annotated as PDZ domain containing 11. The record is from RefSeq and is a predicted model, not a curated record. Gene Ontology annotation, cellular component: cell-cell junction; basolateral plasma membrane; synapse. Gene Ontology annotation, molecular function: protein binding. Bases 294 to 722 code for a protein of 142 amino acids. Gene Ontology annotation, biological process: protein localization to basolateral plasma membrane; neurotransmitter secretion; maintenance of epithelial cell apical/basal polarity. The transcript has 6 exons. NCBI's taxonomy places the organism in Eukaryota, Metazoa, Chordata, Actinopteri, Osteoglossiformes, Mormyridae.